Messenger RNA from Sphenostylis stenocarpa, 196 nucleotides. The record is from the annotation of a GenBank genome assembly. NCBI's taxonomy places the organism in Eukaryota, Viridiplantae, Streptophyta, Magnoliopsida, Fabales, Fabaceae.
AUGGCUCAAGUCAUAAACCUAUCAUUUGUGAAGAAGACUAAUCUUUGUUAUUCCAUGUACGUGAUAAGGAAUUUAAUUAAUCUCACAACUCAUGGCGCAAAUAAGGGUGUGAAAAGGAAGAAAGAGAAGGCGCAUCUGCUACCGAAAGCUAAGAAAACUCGUUUGAUGUUGCCAUGCAUACACAUAAUUGCAUUGU